This is a messenger RNA of Strongylocentrotus purpuratus (purple sea urchin), 1077 nucleotides long. RefSeq lists its product as uncharacterized. The record is from RefSeq and is a predicted model, not a curated record. Lineage: Eukaryota; Metazoa; Echinodermata; Echinoidea; Camarodonta; Strongylocentrotidae. The transcript has 6 exons. The coding region runs from base 81 to 1034 and encodes 317 amino acids.
CUCUUCACUAAUCAACGCUCUUACUCUUAGGUGAGCAAUAUUGAAUUGAUGUCCACAGAUUUAACAUUGGAGACAUUACUAUGUUGAUUUUUGUCAUUCUUCUUCACUUUGGUCUGAAAGUUUUAAAUAUAUCUGCAGCCAUAGCAGAUUCCAUAGGGACUCACAUAUGCACAGACUUCAACAAACUAACCAACACAACCACCGUGAGAUGGGCUGUGUCUUCCACCACUCCCCUAAAUAUAUCACACUGUGAGUUAAUCUGCUCGCAAGAAGGCAGUCAAGAUCCGGCUCAAGUGAACUAUAACUUACCUUCUCAUGGCAGCCGAGAGUGUCAUAUUAGUGCAGGAGUAUGGACCAUCAGAACAACGUGUACCACAUCAACCUCCUCGAGUUAUCCAUCUCCAGAAAUCACAUUAGAUACAGACAAUGUGAGUUCAAUGCACAUCUGCUCAGAUAGCGGACUAGGAAGGAUGUCUCCGGAUGAUACAGAUAUAAACGUUUGUAUCUGGAGACCAGAGCUGAUGGUAGAUUAUGCAUCUGUCAGAUGGCAGCCCACAUUCCGAUACACUUCCACCAAAUGUGUUCUUCACCAAGAGGUCAAAGGUCAGGUUCAAAAGCAGUCGAAUCUUCCUUCUGAUGAUCUGUUGACCGUGGUCUUAGGAGAUAAUGAUCUGUCUGUAUGGGUGACAUGUCUUUCUCCACAAGGCCAGCUAGCCAGCUCAGGGGAAGCACAUUAUAGAAAAGGUGAUACAAGUGUAUGCUCGAUAGAGACCCCUUCCAACUCUCCAUCGGUCCCUGAUAUAACAGACGACAAACCCACAGUAAACACCCCUUUACAUAGCAGGAUUGGCAUCACGAACAUGGCAAUGGGUUUAUUACUUGCUGGAGCCAUCCUUAUAGCAGGCAUCAUCAUAAGCAUAGGAUUCCUUAGAUGGUUCAGAUGGCAAAGGACGAGAAGGAGAGAAAGACUUCUUCGACAUGGUGAAGCAGCAUCGGACCAAAGUGCAAUGGAUGAAUUUCAGCAGAUGAUGUGAGAUCAUAGAGUGUAGGUUGUAUCUUAUUAACUCUGCAGAAGAA